This is a messenger RNA of Cucurbita pepo subsp. pepo (vegetable marrow), 497 nucleotides long. RefSeq names its product auxin-responsive protein SAUR32. Gene Ontology annotation, biological process: response to auxin. The record is from RefSeq and is a predicted model, not a curated record. NCBI's taxonomy places the organism in Eukaryota, Viridiplantae, Streptophyta, Magnoliopsida, Cucurbitales, Cucurbitaceae.
GACCUUUUCCUCUCCGAACAAAUUAAAAAUCCCCCCUACCUAGCCAUUUAAUUUCUGAUUCAAGAAUGGGCGGCGGAGAGAGAGGAGGGCGGCAACCCCCCGCCGCCGUGCCGAGAGGGUGUUUGGCGGUGAAGGUGGGGCAGAGAGGGGAAAAGCAGCAGAGAUUUGUGGUGCCGGUGAUGUACUUCAACCACCCGCGGUUCAUGCAACUGCUGAAAGAGGCGGAGGAGGAGUACGGUUUUGAUCAGAAGGGGACUAUCACCAUUCCUUGCCACGUGGAGGAGUUUAGACACGUGCAGUGCAUGAUUGACCGGGAAAACUCCUUUCACCGCCGUCAUCACCACCACCAACUCCACCACCACCUCGGUUGCUUUCGGGUUUCAUUCUAAAUUCCACGCUUUUAUUUCUCAAAUUAUUAUUAUUAUUAUUAUUUGUUUGUAAACUAUUCUCUUAAGGAAUACAUAUAUCUUAGCAAUUGCAAGUUCAUUAAUAUUUAA